AUGCUUAUGCCUCGUACAAGAGCUGAACAUCGUCGAUUCGAAAUAACUAAUGAAGAAAGGAAAGCAAGCUUUGAUGCAAAUAGCAACACGAAAAAAGUAAAACGUAACGUAUUGAAAUCAGCGGUCUAUCCAAGAUGA
This is a messenger RNA of Entrophospora sp. SA101, 138 nucleotides long. The record is from the annotation of a GenBank genome assembly. Lineage: Eukaryota; Fungi; Glomeromycota; Glomeromycetes; Entrophosporales; Entrophosporaceae.